UAGCUGUGAAGCUCAAGCAAGGACCACCAAAUAUAAUGCCAAGAAAGUCGGUGUCCAUGGUAAUCAUAGCAGUGCUGCUGCUCUCGGUGUCCAUGGCGGCCGCGGCGCGCGUGCCGGCUGCAGUGGCGCCGGACUGCAACACCACCUGCGGCAACGUCAAGGUGCCGUACCCCUUCGGCAUGGGGCCGCGCCACUGCUACAGGCAGCCGGGGUUCAAGCUUAUCUGCGACCACAGGAGCACGCCCCCGCGGCUGCUCCUCGGCGACAGCGGCGAAUUCGAGGUCGCAGACAUCUUCCUGGAGAACAACACGAUGCGCGUCCGCAGCAGCCACGGGCUGAACGUGAGCACCAGCACCGGGCGUGGCCGGUGGAGCCUCGGGGGUGAUCGCGUCGGCGUGCAACCGCCGCCGUACGUGCUGCUGCCGGACUUCAACGAGUUCAUCCUCACGGGGUGCAACGUCCAGGCGACGCUGGUCCGAGAUGGCAGCAUCGUCAGCGGCUGCGCCUCCUUCUGCUCUGCCACCAACGACGGCGAGCUGGUCACCGGCACGUUUGCUCCCAACGGCACGAUCUGCUCCAACAUCGGUUGCUGCCAGUCGACCAUCCCCAUCGACGACGCCACCUAUGACGUGCGCAUCAGGCGUCUUGACCUCGACGAUGGCGGCCCACGGCCGAAGGUGGACGCAGCAGCCGGCGGUGACUUGCCGUUGAACGUGAUCAUCGCCGAGACGGGCUGGCUGAGCCAAGAUAUUGCCAGCUAUCUCAACAACCCAGAGCAUUCCCCACGGCCGAAAGCAGGGCUGCGGCGGGUCCCCGUCAUUCUCCAGUGGGCCGUGCCGCACGGUGCGGCAACGACUGACCUCGACACACGUGCGUGCCCCGGCGAUGCUGCCCGGAGCAUUUGCAAGAGCACCAACAGUGAGUGCAGAGACGAGGCUUAUUAUACGCUUAGAGGCUACUCAUGCCAAUGCAAGGAGGGUUACCAGGGCAACCCUUACCUCACCGGUGGAUGCCAAGAUAUCAAAGAAUGUGAUAGGAAAGAAGAACAUGGGUGCUUCGGCGAUUGUCAAGAACUACCCGGGAAGUUCAGUUGUAGGUGCCCGAGAGGAACUUACGGGAACCCCAAAGUACGCAAUGGUUGCGUAAGGCCCACCGUAGAAACAGGUCACAACUCGGGAUUAAUCAUUGGUCUAUCGGUUGCUAGUGGCCCAUGCAUUCUAAUUUUGGUGCUUGGAGCACUCCUAUUAAUUCGUGAUUUCGAGCAACGCAAGGUGAAUAUGUUGAGGAGGAAAUGGUUCAGUCAAAAUCGUGGGCAAUUGUUGAAGCAAUUGGUAUCUCAUAGGACAGACAUUGCAGAGAGGAUGAUCAUUCCGUUAGGGGAGCUAGAGAAGGCCACCAACAAUUUCGACCAAGCUCGUAAGGUUGGCGGUGGAGGGCACGGCACUGUCUACAAAGGGAUUUUGUCAGACUUGCAUGUUGUGGCCAUCAAGAAAUCAAAGAUUGUGGUGAAGAGAGAAAUUGAUGAGUUCAUAAAUGAGGUUGCCAUACUCUCGCAGGUCAUUCAUAAGAAUAUUGUGAAGCUUCAUGGCUGUUGCCUUGAGACAGAAGUUCCUUUAUUGGCCUAUGAGUUCAUUUCCAAUGGAACCCUCAACGAUCAUCUUCACAUAGAAGCACUGAACUCACUGCCUUGGAGAGAUAGGUUAAGGAUCGCAAGUGAAAUAGGCAAAGCUCUUGCUUACCUCCAUUCUGGUAUUUCAGCCCCCGUAUUACAUAGAGAUAUCAAGCCUUCCAACAUACUUCUUGAUGAUGCCUUGACAGCGAAAGUGUCAGACUUUGGUGCUUCAAGGUAUAUUCUUAUGGAUCAAACAGGGGUAACAACAACUUUAGUGCAAGGAACUAGAGGGUAUUUGGAUCCUAUGUACUAUUAUACAGGUCGACUGUCGGAUAAGAGUGAUGUUUAUAGUUUUGGAGUCCUCCUUAUUGAGUUGCUUACUAGGAAGAAGCCAACUUUGUAUGUGUCAUCCGAAGGUGAUGGUCUUGCUGCACAUUUUGCAACAUUGUUUGCGGAGGGCAAUCUGUUGAAAAUAGUAGAUCCGCAGGUUGUAAAGGAGGGAGGUAGGGAAGUCGAAGAAGCAGCCGCUCUAGCUGUGUCGUGCAUAAAAUUAAGAGGAGAGGAGCGGCCAACUAUGAGGCAGGUGGAGAUGGCAUUGGAAGCCCUAGUUGCACCGGGGGAACAUGCUAUCGAAGAUUUGGCAGCAAAAACAGAUGAGGAGAAACAUGUUGCACUGAGUUAUCCAUCGGCUAGCAGAAGAUCAAACAUAGAGGACCCGAGCAGAUGUUAUAGCCUAGAAGAAGAGUUCAUGUUUUCUGCGAGAUACCCUCGAUAGGUUUUUUCCUUGUGACUAAAUGUAUGCGUGAUGCGGUUUUGUCCUUAUUUGUGGCAAAAGUGUGUUUUUAGUGAAAAAUAUAUUUUCGACGCUUUUGUAUAUUUAUUUCCUGGAGUCAAAGGGACAAUGUGUUACAUGCAUUUUCUAAACCAAACG
Triticum aestivum (bread wheat) is the source of this 2543-nucleotide messenger RNA. Its product is annotated as wall-associated receptor kinase 3. Gene Ontology annotation, molecular function: polysaccharide binding; protein serine/threonine kinase activity; ATP binding. The coding region runs from base 36 to 2387 and encodes 783 amino acids. Gene Ontology annotation, biological process: cell surface receptor signaling pathway; protein phosphorylation. Gene Ontology annotation, cellular component: plasma membrane. The record is from RefSeq and is a predicted model, not a curated record. NCBI's taxonomy places the organism in Eukaryota, Viridiplantae, Streptophyta, Magnoliopsida, Poales, Poaceae. The transcript is spliced from 3 exons.